CUCAGCCCGGGCCCCGCCCCCCAGCCCGACAGGUCCGAGGGGCACGGCGACCCCCGGCUCACUCGACUCACUCGUCCCGCGGCCGCCCGGAGGAGGAUGUCGCCGCCGCGCUGCGCCCCGGGGGGCGGCCGCCUCCUGGUCUUGCUGGCUCUGCUGCUGCCCGCGCCGCCUCCCGCCCGCGCCCCCGCACCCCCGCGUCCUGCCGCAGCCUUGCUCCAGGCCCUGGGGCUGCGCGACGCGCCCCGGGGCGCCCCGACGUCCCGGCCCGUGCCCCCCGUCAUGUGGCUCCUGUUUCGCGGCCGGGACCCCCAGGAGACCCGGGCCGGCUCCCGACGGACGCCCCCGGGGGCCCCCUUGCGACCGUGCCACGUGGAGGAGCUGGGGGUCGCCGGCAACAUCGUGCGCCACGUCCGGGAUCUCGGUGCCCCGGCGCGGCCCCCGGAGCCCGGCGCGGCCACCGGCGCGUGCCCCGAGUGGAGCCUCGUCUUCGACCUGGCGGCUGUGGAGCCCGCGGAGCGCGCGAGUCGGGCGCGUCUGGAUCUGCGCUUCGCGGCGGUGGCAGGGGCCCCGGCGGGCGGCUGGGAGCUAACCGUGGCAGUGGCGGCGGCUGGGCGCCCGGGGCGGCGGGAGCUGCUGCGCCAGGCCGUGGCCUCGGUGGCGGCGCCGGUGCGCGCCGAGCUACCGCCCGCCACCGCCUGGGCCCUCAACGCCUCGGCGCCGCGCGCGCUCCGCCUGGCGCUGGCGCUGCACCCCCCGGGCCCCGCCGCUUGCGUUCGCCUGGCCGAGGCCUCGCUGCUGCUGGUGACCCUCGACCCGCGCCUCUGCCAUUCCCCGGCCCGGCCGCGGCGCCAGGCGGGGGGCGGUGGCCCCGGGGGCGCGUGCCGUGCGCGGCGCCUCUACGUGAGCUUCCGCGAUGUGGGCUGGCACCGCUGGGUCAUCGCGCCGCGCGGCUUCCUGGCCAACUUCUGCCAGGGCCGCUGCGCACUGCCCGACGCCCUGGGCGCCGCGGGGCCGCCCGCGCUCAACCACGCCGUGCUGCGCGCGCUCACGCAGGCGGCCCGCGGCGCCCCCGGAGCGUCCUGCUGCGUGCCCGCGCGCCUGGCGCCCAUCUCCGUGCUGCUCUUCGACAACAGCGACAACGUGGUGCUGCGGCGCUACGAGGACAUGGUGGUGGACGAGUGCGGCUGCCGCUGAGCCCCGCGGCCCAAUAAACCCUGGUGUCUGC
Molecule: messenger RNA, 1225 nt
Organism: Choloepus didactylus (southern two-toed sloth)
Lineage: Eukaryota; Metazoa; Chordata; Mammalia; Pilosa; Megalonychidae
Gene: GDF1
Product: growth differentiation factor 1
Exons: 2
Coding region: 97-1194 (365 amino acids)
Biological process (GO): SMAD protein signal transduction; BMP signaling pathway
Cellular component (GO): extracellular region
Molecular function (GO): growth factor activity; cytokine activity
Source: RefSeq, a predicted model, not a curated record